AUGCGUCUCUCGGGCUCCGUUACUGUUUCGCUCGCCGCGUUGGCGAGCGCUCACCCCGGUUCCACGGUCAAGCGGCAAGCCUCACAGCUCCGUGAUAGUUACGACUUUGUCAUCGUUGGCGGCGGGACUAGCGGCCUCACCGUGGCUGACCGUCUUACAGCAGCCUUUCCCAAGAAAACCGUUCUUGUCGUCGAAUAUGGUGAGAUUGAGUUUGGGCCUGGUAACUUUGACCCGCCACCAACCACACCCGCAAGCCAGUGGAAAGUCACAUCGCUGCCAAACCCUGAGGUAAACAACAAGACCGCUCUCGUCAGCCUUGGUCAGGUGGUUGGCGGGAGCACCGUCGUCAACGGCCAGUUCCUCGACCGCGGGUCGCGUUUUGAUUACGACUCGUGGCAGGCACUCAAUAGCCAGGGAUCUACCGGUGUCAACUGGAACUGGGACACCCUAUUCCCGUAUUUCAAAAAGGUAACAGCAACCUUCUGUGUUUUGAAACCCGUGUUCUUACUCUCAACUCUUUCCUAUUCCCUGAUCUGUUUCCGGCAUUUGCUAAAACUUUGUCAGAGCGUCACACUCACAGAGCCAUCAACCGAGCUAGUUGAGGACUAUGGUUAUACUUGGGAUGUUUCGGCCUACGGCGGCUCCACCCCCGUCUACGCCACCUACCCCCCCUUCCAAUGGGCUGACCAGCACGUUAUGUGGGAUACGUACAAAGAGCUGGGUGUCCAAGAACCCAAAGAAUGUGCCAACGGUAACAAGGAAGGCAUUUGCUGGGUGCCUACCACGCAACAUCCCGUGACUGCGCUUCGCUCUCAUGCCAGGCUUGGCCACUACGCUGCUGUCAUCGACACCAGGCCCAACUACGACCUUCUCGUGAAGCACCAGGGCGUCAGGGUUGUGUAUCCCAAGAAAGCUAGACGCAACGCUGGCCCGCCGAUUGUUGAGGUCCGAUCACUGGCUGAUGACAACCUGUUUAACGUGACAGCCAAGGCCGAGGUUAUCAUCUCAGCCGGUGCCAUCCACACACCUACUGUUUUGAUGAGAAGCGGCAUUGGCCCGGCGUCAGUGCUGGAGUCCGCGGGCAUCCCGCUUGUGCUCGAUCUCCCCGGUGUCGGCUCCAACUUCCAGGACCACACUGGGCCGUCCGUCUCAUGGAACCUCACCACACCCGGCGACUUCCACCCGGUCCCCAGCGCCAUGGACGACACCGCGUUCGCCGCCGACGCAGCGGCGGGCUUCAACGAGACCCCCUCGCGCGGCCCCUACACGCUCGCCCUGGCCAACAGCGCCGCGUACGUCUCGCUCCCCCACCUUGCCCCCUCCAACCACGGAUCCAUCAUUACCAAAAUCCGCGCCAUCGCCGCCGACGCCGCCCUCGCAGCAUCCUACCUCCCGCCAGACCACCGCACCUCCACCCCCAUGAUCGCCGGCUACCAAGCCCAGCUCUCCGCCCUCGCGGACCUUCUCGCCAACGCGCAAUCCCCCAGCAUCGAAUCGCCCUUCUGGACCGGCGCCUCCGCCUCCGCCAUCCUCCUGCACCCCCUCAGCCGCGGCACCGUCCGCCUCGACCCCGCCAACCCCCUCGCCCAACCCAUCCUCGACUCCCGCGCGGGCACCAACCCCGUCGACUUCGACCUGCACCUCGCACACGUGCGCUUCCUGCGUCGGGCCGGCGCCACCGCCACGCUGCGCCGCUACGGCGCCGUCGAGGUCGCGCCCGGGGCCGCGGUGGAUGAUGCCGAUGACGACGCGCUGCGCGCGUUUGUGCGCGACUCCGCGUCGCUGUCGUUUAAUCACCCGUGCUGUACGGCGGCGAUGCUGCCGGAGGAGAAGGGGGGGGUUGUGGGCACGGAUCUCAAGGUGCAUGGGGCUGGGGGGAGGUUGCGGGUGGUGGAUAUUAGUGUUCUGCCGCUGGUGCCGGGGUCGCAUUUGAUGGCGACGGCGUAUGCGGUUGGGGAGAGGGCGGCGGAGUUGAUUAUAAGGGAGUGGAAGUGA
Molecule: messenger RNA, 1995 nt
Organism: Chaetomium globosum CBS 148.51
Lineage: Eukaryota; Fungi; Ascomycota; Sordariomycetes; Sordariales; Chaetomiaceae
Exons: 3
Coding region: 1-1995 (664 amino acids)
Biological process (GO): secondary metabolite biosynthetic process
Molecular function (GO): flavin adenine dinucleotide binding; oxidoreductase activity, acting on CH-OH group of donors
Source: RefSeq, a predicted model, not a curated record